Molecule: messenger RNA, 4107 nt
Organism: Colossoma macropomum (tambaqui)
Lineage: Eukaryota; Metazoa; Chordata; Actinopteri; Characiformes; Serrasalmidae
Gene: ube2kb
Product: ubiquitin-conjugating enzyme E2Kb (UBC1 homolog, yeast)
Exons: 7
Coding region: 358-960 (200 amino acids)
Biological process (GO): proteasome-mediated ubiquitin-dependent protein catabolic process; protein polyubiquitination
Cellular component (GO): nucleus
Molecular function (GO): protein binding; ubiquitin conjugating enzyme activity
Source: RefSeq, a predicted model, not a curated record
GAACUGUGCCACUUGCAGUGAAACGUUUCUGGAUCUACCUUCAGCGCGUAUAUAAUAUAACCACACCACCCAAUUCAGUUAGCGCACAAACGCAUUUAUUCUCGCUCUAUGUUUGAAGGCCGUGGUCUUUUUCUAGACUCUCAUUGUUGGGUGUGCGUGUGGGCCUCGCCAUUUGUUUUUCUGGGAGAAGGGGGUCCUGUUCUGGUGAAAAAGGAAAGAGACUUAGAGAGAACUAGAGAGUGUGAGAGAGCGAAAGGGGUGAAUCCGAGCGUAGAGCUGCGUGUUUUGAAGUACAGGCUUUGCGGACUGGAGGCCCUCCCGAGUUAACUAACUUAGCUAGCUGUGAGAACAGAAGACAUGGCGAACAUCGCGGUCCAAAGGAUCAAACGGGAGUUUAAAGAAGUGCUGAAAAGCGAAGAGACAAGUAAAAAUCAGAUAAAGGUAGACCUAGUGGAUGAAAAUUUCACAGAAUUAAAAGGGGAGAUUGCAGGACCUCCAGACACACCAUAUGAAGGGGGCAGAUAUCAACUAGAAAUCAAGAUCCCGGAGACGUAUCCUUUCAAUCCGCCCAAGGUGCGGUUUAUUACAAAGAUUUGGCAUCCUAACAUAAGUUCAGUUACUGGGGCGAUAUGUUUGGACAUUCUGAAAGACCAGUGGGCUGCAGCGAUGACCCUGCGUACAGUUCUGCUCUCGCUACAGGCUUUACUAGCAGCAGCAGAGCCAGAUGACCCGCAGGAUGCUGUAGUAGCCAAUCAGUAUAAACAGAAUCCAGAGAUGUUCAAACAGACUGCUCGACUGUGGUCUCACGUUUAUGCUGGCGCUCCCAUCUCUAGUCCUGAAUACACACGCAAAAUAGACAAACUCUGUGCCAUGGGUUUCGACAAAAAUGCAGUAAUAGUAGCUUUGUCUUCGAAGUCUUGGGACGUAGAGACGGCAACAGAACUGUUGCUUAGCAACUGAGACUUCAUCAUCAUCACUAGGCCAUGAUUUCACUAACCACCUCUACCCCUUAAAAGAAACUGCUCUUUCUGCCCUGUAUUCGUCCACGCACUCAUCCAAGCAUGUAGAGAUCACCUCAAAGUAGCAGAGCUGAUCUAGAGCCAGAUUGGUCCAUCUGUAAUUAUUUUUAUAAAAUAAUUUGUAAAGAGUAAAACCUGCAAUAGAAACACAAUACUACAUGAGUUCAUGUCCUGGAGGACUAUAACGCUACAAAGCUUAGUGGUCCUUGCCCUAAUGCCAAUUACUUAGUAGCUGAUUGACUUAUACAUGCUCCUCCCACAGAUGCAUUCUUUUAUAACACUUUAGUGAGUUUAGACAAGCUUUACAGCCAGAUCACUAUGUAAUUUUGAAAAUGCUACUCUGCCAAGCUGGACUAUGCUGUUGUAGCUAAUUGAAACUAGGCAGAUUGUAAACAAUGACUUAGAACUAUCCCCCAUUCUAAAGUUAACUUGAUAAAGCAAUAACACAAAAAAACUAUACUAACAAGGUGACCUUUCACACUUAAGAGAAAAUAAAUCUAAUUUGAAAUAAGAAAGCAUCCAAAGUGUAAGUAUUUAAACAAAAGUUUUUAAGGUCUCUAACUUUGCAAUUUUAGCUAUGAAAGAACACCUGUGUGGGCUUGGCAUGUAUAAGUCAAUUAUUAAGCCCCUUUCUGAGCUGAAGUGAGCAUUAGAACACAGAACACUAAACUGACCAAUGCUGUGUCCCUCAGGAAUGGAUUUUGACAUGGCUGCCAUGAUGAUGUGCAAAUAUGGCUAGUUAAACUCUGCCCUUUUUUUGAUCAUAUGGUAACAUUCUCUGCCUUUCUUCCCCUCUCUCAUAUGCUUUGGUUUUUGUUUCAAAGCCAAACAAGGAGAAGCCCAUUAUCACUGUCACUUUAGACUGUCCAAAAGAUGAAAAUACCUGCUUGCAUAGGUGAAACAAAGAUGAUUCAUCAUGUAAAUAAGUAUAUUAAAAUGUUUGUGUACAUUCAAAAAACCAGCCCAGGGGAGAAGUGUUAAUUUUUUCUAACUGUACAUUGUAAAAGAAAUUGCUUUAUGUUUUUAAGCUGUUAAUCUGAACAGGAUGUUUAGUGGAUUUGCUAGAAAAAAUAAGUAAAACAUUCAGACCUCUCUGAGAUUGCAGAACACUCCCCUUCUCUUCCAUACUACUGUGCUGAAAAACUAAAAUGUCCCCCCCCCCAUUUGUAUUAUCCUGAGAUAUGCAGUUGGCCAGAUGACAUAGUGUGAUGUUACUGCUGUACUGGAAGACUGGCAUUUAGUUCCCAACAUUUUUGGUGCACUUCACAAAGCCUGGUACCACUUUAAGGGAUGGUUCUCUCAGUAAUGCUAAUGUUGCUAACAAUGAAUGCAAGCAGGUAUCCAUGACAUCGUUUUUGUAAUUCUAAUUGCUGGCUAUUCAUUGUUUAAUUGCAACUUUGCCAAUAAUGCUAAUCAUCCCUUUAAUGGGGAUUGUGGAGAUUUUUAAUUACAUUUUCUUUGCUAUCAUCUUUCUUUUACAUAAAGGAAUGGGAUAGGAUACUGGACUGGUCAUUAUCUCCCUUCCUUAAAAAGGCAGCUGUAUGACCUUUGACAAAUCUACCUAAGUUGCUUCUGUUCGUGUUCCUUUUUUUGUUCUUAAAUCAUCUUUUACUGAUGGCGACUCUCUGACAUAGGAGCAAGUGCAAGAAAGAGGACAAGAACAUAACUAAAUAGACUUGUCUUUUUGUUUCUUGGUUAGACUUUUUCUUUUGCAGCACAAUCAAGAUUUCUCACAAUCAGUCUGUAAACUCUGGGACUGAAAGAUGCCAAUGAAACGUAAGGAUGGGCAGUCAUGUUGUUGAAUGGUUUUGAUUACAUAUCUUUUCCAAAUUAGGAUAUUGUUCUUUGCUGAUUACCAGUGGUUUGUUAAAGGUGAAUUCCAUUGUUUUUUUUUUUAGAAUUCCCACAAAAUUAAGUCAUUAAGAUGUAAACAAAGACAUUCAGAGUAGUUUGAUGUGAAACUGAGUCAGGAUUUUCAUGGUGGUGGUGAUGGGAACCAGGGGCCAUAUUACAGAAACUUGGUCCUAAAUCUUAUCCGUUUAGUCACUAUGACAGCUUCAGUUAGGACUGUAUUUAGGACAGAAGCUAUUACAGAACAACAGUUCUUAAGUUCAUAAUCUUUUCCUAAUUCCACAUAAGAAAGUGUUCCAGCAACAUUCUAACUACACAAAACUUCCUAACUUUAAGACAACUCCAGGGGAGUCAUAAACUGUUUUACCUGGUCAUUUCUAUUGUUCUAUGCAGUGAUAGGCAGCAUUGUUCACUAUAAAUAGCCAGUACUAGUAGUAGUUAACUAUGCUGACCCUCACAUUUGCCUAAAAAUGAUAGAAACUGUUUUCUUAUCUGGAGUUAAAAUUAUGAACUUAAGAACUGUUGUUCUGUAAUAGCUUCUGUCCUAAAUUCAAUCCCUAAUGAGGUUGUCAUGGUGGCUAAACAGAUCAAAUUUCAGAGUUAAGGAGAAAUCAGUAAUUUAUCUACAACACACCAUUUCACAUUAGAUGAUUCUGAAUGAAUUUAGUAUGUGUUUUAAUUGAAGAUAUUGAAAAUUUGGCUUUACAGGUGAAUGUUAUUCCCAAAGCAACUAGGAUAAAACUUGAUUUCUUUCUUGAUUGUUUUGGUUUAAGAAAUAUCAUCACCAUGUCAACAUUUGGUAAAAUGAUCCAUCAGGAUACAAGUGACGAUCAAAUCAUAAGUGAAAAAGACCUUUUUUUUUUGUUUGUUUAGAUUUCAUACAAAUGGGUUAUGCUAGUGGUGAUGGGUAAUAAAGUUGCAAUUCUCUACUUGUCCCUCAAACUUUAAACUAGCAGAUUACACACUGCUCACCGUGCCCAAAAGAAACAUAAUCCUGCCUUUAACAGUUUUCUCAUGCACACAGACUCCUUCACUUGUACAUAAAGCAAACCCCUUUUCUUUAAGAAAAGCAUCAGUCAUCUUCAAAAUUUACCACUGUUGGCUGGGUUUAUAUUUUGUAUGAAAACAAACAAAAAAAACGAACUGUCUUCCUGUAGUAAUCACCAUGUUCAAUAUUGCACGAAGCAGCAAAGGGUUAACAAAAAAACUGGGGAGGACAAUUUGUUCUGUUGAGACA